AGUGCUUGCAGGAACAGAGAUUUUAUAAUAGCACAAUCAGAUUUAAAACAGAAAAGUAUUCAGAAUAUAAUAGCUUAAAAUCUAAUUAAAAGCAGUAUCAAGGAUUAUUUUUAGGAAUAUUUUUUCAAUGUAUUAAAAGUUUCAAAACUGAACUGAGUGACAUACCCAAAUGCCGAAAAAUUGGAUGUUGUCUUUAGAUAAGCAUUGAAACAGAUAUAACAGAACGAAAUGGAAAAUAAUUUCACAGUUCCUGAGGACAUACGUCUGAUACAUAAUAUAUUAGGCACCAGCUUUUCAAUUUUGGGAUUUUUUGCCAAUAUUGUGACAUUAAUCGCUAUUUUUCGGUUUCGCCUCUACAGAGACAUUUACAUAAUUUUCAUUAUUAAUCUUGCUGUAAUCAACUGUUUGUCGAGUGGAUUUUCUUUAACUUAUAUUGCAUAUCAAUCAUUCACGGUAGAUUCAGCCAUGCUGCACACAACUAUAGUGUGUAGAUUCACUGGUUAUAUUACUUAUGCGUUACUCGGAACGGAAAUUAUUGCUAUCAUACAGAUAUCAUUGAAUCGGUACUUUCUCAUAGUACACUUGGACCUAUACAGGAAAAUUUAUACUUCAAAUCAAAAAGUCAUUGCAAUGCUAGCAGGCUCCUGGUUUAUCUAUUUCAUCUUGGCACUACUUCCGUGCACCGAAGUUUGGGGAAAAUUACUCUACGAUCCUACAAGAUUCAUCUGUCAUCCAUUUCUGGCACAAGACAGUUUCACCAAAUUUUUCAACAUUUUUUCUAUCAGUAUCUCGGUACCGCCUUUAGUGUACUGCUAUAUUGCAAUUAUAUGGAAAGUUGUUUCAACAAGGAGGAAAGUAAGACCAAGAAGAGUGUCGACGGUACGACCAUCAAAAUCUCAGGUCACACCACCGACCAAAAUGCCCGUAACAAUCAUAACAAUUCUGACAGCCUUCAUUCUACUAUACGUUCCAUUUUUUCUCGUUGAACUGAUGGACCCUUCGGGACAAAAAUUUGAUCCAAAAAUACCUGUAAUUACAGUUUAUGUUGCUUGGAUACAUCUUGUUUGUCAUCCUAUAAUCUAUGCAGUGUUAAACAAGCAGAUACAAAAAGCUCUAGUGAAAAUGUUCAGAUGUGAAAAACAAACUAAACAAGCUACUGUGUUUCCAAGAAGAUCACACACGAUCAGUACUAUUGCAACAUGAAUAUUGGAGAAACAUUUGGAUCUUAUAAUUACUUUGACAGUUUUCACUAACAUACUUUGUGUUAAACAGUUUUAUUUUAGUUAAUGUGUGGAUUCCUUCAGUUUAGUGAUCUAGGGUAUCAAUUUUUCUAGGACUGAGGAAAACUUGCCUUUUCAUGGAUAUUUGAUUUCAUUGUUAUGCUUAAGUCUGCUUACAACCAAAUAGGAAAAAUUCAAUUUGUUGAAAAUUUAAAUUUGUGGUUCACCAGACAUUCCCAUGAAAACCAAGAAAAAUUGAUAUCAGCAAAUAAGAUAAUGAAUCCACAGUACUAUAAGAAACAUGCCUUCUUUAUAAUUUAUAUGUAUUUUUGUAUUAACUAUUUUUAUGUCUAACUACACAUAUUGAAAUCAUUAGCGUACAACUUCAAAAGUAGGUGAAUUCUUGAUAGACUAUGUCAUAUUCAAUUCAAAAUGGGGAAGUAAACUUUAGAGGUAAUUAAUCUAAUCAAAAAUAACAAUCUAAUCUUAUUAGGUCACAAAUCUGAAGUAGCAAACUGAUUUGAUAUUUAUAUAUUUCGUGGAAAUAAUUACCAGGUAAUAUGAAAUCAGUUUUCUCAUUUAUAUAUUUCCUGGAAAUAUUUUAUUAUAAAAUCAGUUUUAUCAGUGAAAUCACUAACUUAUCCCAUUUAAUA
Mytilus trossulus (common blue mussel) is the source of this 1873-nucleotide messenger RNA. RefSeq names its product melatonin receptor type 1B-B-like. Gene Ontology annotation, cellular component: plasma membrane. NCBI's taxonomy places the organism in Eukaryota, Metazoa, Mollusca, Bivalvia, Mytilida, Mytilidae. Gene Ontology annotation, biological process: phototransduction; cellular response to light stimulus; G protein-coupled receptor signaling pathway. Gene Ontology annotation, molecular function: G protein-coupled photoreceptor activity. Bases 229 to 1203 code for a protein of 324 amino acids. The transcript has a single exon. The record is from RefSeq and is a predicted model, not a curated record.